CUGUUGUUGGGAAUGCCAAGUACGGUAUAUUCUUCUCUUGUAAAGGUCCACGUUCCAUUGCGGAUGAAAUGGGUGGUGGAGAUUUUGAUGGUGAUCUAUACUGGAUCUCAAGAAACCCUCAGCUGUUGGAAUCGUUUAAACCAAGUGAACCUUGGAUUGAAAAGUCAUCUACCCAAAAAGUUCAUGGUAAAAGACCAACCGAGCUUUCAAAUGUUGAUCUAGAAGAUGAGCUCAUCAAACUAUUCUUGAAGACUAGGUUUGAACCAAGCUUCGCAAUGAGUGAGGCAGCUCAACACUGGAUGGCUUCGAUGGAUAAAUUUUUGAGUUUAGGAGAUACGAGUAUUGAUGAGAAAAACGAACUGAAGGCAAAGAUAUUGCAAUUGAUUGAUAUUUACUAUGAAGCUCUCGAUGCCCCAAGAAAGGUUUUAAGGUUGUAGUUCCAAAAGAAUUGAAGGUGAAAAAGUUCCCACAUUUCAUGGAGAAGAAACCCCUAGAUUCCUACCAUUCAAUUUCCAUUUUGGGAUCAAUUUAUGAUAAGGUGGAUGAAUAUGAAACAGAAAACAGAUCUCUCAAAGGUGAUAAAAGUUCUCUAUUGUUUGCUUGUUCUUAAGCCCCCUUCCAUUAAUAAAAAAAACAGUUUUAGCACGCUCUUCCUCUGUGCAGAAAUUCAGAAACUUCCUCUUUUUGAAGUUGACGUUCCUGAGGGUAGCUUGAAAGAAUGGAAGAAACUAUACCAAGAUUACCGGAAUGAGAUGUCCUCUGCCAUGGGAGCCGAAGAUAAACAGGGCCAGAAUCAGGCAGCCAAUAUCGUCAUAAGAAAGUAUAAAGAGGUACUCUUUGACUUUUGUAUAUUUAAUGCUUCUUAAUAAUGAAUGACAUCCAAGUUCUCUAACUGCAUUUUCCAUCUUAGAUCUUAUACAAGGCUGAGGAGUUUGAGCAAAGUGAUAUGCGGCACAGACAACAAAUAUAUAAUGACGCACUCGCUAUUUAUCACGUUUGUUAUGACUAUGCCAAGAGUGUUAGGACUGAAACUGGUGCACAAGAUGUCAAGAAAUGUGGCUUUGCUUGGAAAGUUGCAGGUGCAGCUCUAUGCCAGCUUCACGAAGACUGGAGUUUGAAACCUGGUGAAAAGGUUUUCAGAGUCUUACCC
Messenger RNA from Rosa chinensis, 1150 nucleotides. RefSeq names its product probable RNA-dependent RNA polymerase 4. Gene Ontology annotation, biological process: siRNA processing. Gene Ontology annotation, molecular function: RNA-directed RNA polymerase activity. The coding region runs from base 69 to 437 and encodes 122 amino acids. The record is from RefSeq and is a predicted model, not a curated record. The transcript is spliced from 4 exons. Gene Ontology annotation, cellular component: nuclear RNA-directed RNA polymerase complex. NCBI's taxonomy places the organism in Eukaryota, Viridiplantae, Streptophyta, Magnoliopsida, Rosales, Rosaceae.